Molecule: messenger RNA, 974 nt
Organism: Conger conger (European conger)
Lineage: Eukaryota; Metazoa; Chordata; Actinopteri; Anguilliformes; Congridae
Product: LYR motif-containing protein 4-like
Exons: 3
Coding region: 35-292 (85 amino acids)
Biological process (GO): iron-sulfur cluster assembly
Cellular component (GO): L-cysteine desulfurase complex; mitochondrion
Source: RefSeq, a predicted model, not a curated record
CAUUAGCCCAGGGUCCUAAAUAACUUGAUCCAAAAUGGCGUCUUCCAGCAGAACGCAGGUGCUUUCGUUGUACCGAAUGCUUAUACGAGAGUGCAAGAAAUUCCCUUCAUAUAAUUACCGGACGUAUGCUCUGCGCCGAGUGCAGGAUGGUUUCAGAGAGAACCGGAACGUGGAUAACCCCAAACUGCUGGACCGUCUCCUGAGCCAGGCCCGGGAGGACCUAGCAGUUAUUAAGAGACAGGUCUCCAUUGGUCAUCUUUACUCUGCCCAGAAGACCAUCGUGGAGGAGUAAAGACAGAGGUGCGCUGACUGAGGGGGUCAAGACAAAAUGUCUGCCUACAGCCUGGGAGAGAAGAGGUUCUGUCCAGCAAGGGGGUUGAUUCCUCCGUGCCUCCUGAUUAUACCCCUAGCCUGUCCUCUAUCCUCUUCCAAUGAUUGGUGAUGUCUGUGGACCCUACUGUUCUGUGAGAGCCACACCCCUGUAACAAUGUGUGGCAUUGUACAGUAAACAUUCUUGUCUUCUGUUUUAGCAUUUAAAAUGCAUUUCUCUGUCUCCUGCAAGUCCACAAAAAUAGUACUUUUGUACUUUCUGUCAGAUGUUUCCCAAUUAAAAACCAGCAACAAGCAGCAUCUGGUGAAUCCCCUCCCCCCCUUGAAGUAAGCCUAUAGGUGGUAGCACCCACAACCCCCCUGUGGAUAUGUGACAUGGCUUCUCCCACUGGCAGUCGCUUGUUUUACAUGGACCCAAGAAAAUGGCAAAUGUUUCUGUGACAGGGAUCAUCCAAUCACGGUCCUCAGGGACCAAGAACUGCUGGGUCCCCACCCUCCUAGGUGCAAAGACAGUCAGUCUGUAGAAUUAAUUGUUCAGUUAUGGCUGGAUUUGGUUUUGAGGGCCAGAUUUAAUGCUACCUGUUCUAUAAGUUGUUUGUGAUUUUAAAUAUUACGAUAAUUGAAAUAAAUGUUCUAAAAUAUCA